Messenger RNA from Aspergillus campestris IBT 28561, 1252 nucleotides. It is a transcript of the gene cdc43, whose product is annotated as protein geranylgeranyltransferase type I subunit CDC43. Lineage: Eukaryota; Fungi; Ascomycota; Eurotiomycetes; Eurotiales; Aspergillaceae. Gene Ontology annotation, biological process: protein geranylgeranylation. The transcript is spliced from 5 exons. Gene Ontology annotation, cellular component: CAAX-protein geranylgeranyltransferase complex. Bases 8 to 1252 code for a protein of 414 amino acids. The record is from RefSeq and is a predicted model, not a curated record. Gene Ontology annotation, molecular function: CAAX-protein geranylgeranyltransferase activity.
UGACAUCAUGUCAGUCGCCACUUUCACCAAAGAACGACACAUUAAAUACUUCCUCCGAUGCCUCAAGACCUUCCUCCCCCACCUCUACACCCCCAAUGACUCGAAUCGCAUGCUCCUCGCCUUCUUCACCGUCGCGGGGCUAGACCUGCUCAACGUGCUGGAGAGCAAAACCACCCCCGAAGAGCGACAAGGAUACAUCGACUGGAUCUACCACUGCCAGGUGCCGACGGGUGGCUUUCGCGGAUUUACAGGGACCGACUUUGGGAAAGACAGGCGCACGCCGGAGAACGCCGCGUGGGAUCCGGCUAAUGUCCCGUCGACUUUCUUUGCGCUGCUGAUGCUGGUCAUUCUGGGAGAUGAUUUGUCGCGCGUUAAGAGGGAAGAGUGCUUGCGAUGGCUGCCUAUGUUGCAGCGCGACGAUGGGAGCUUUGGGGAGGUGCUGGGGCCGAACGAUCAGAUUGAGGGGGGCGGGGACUUGCGAUUCUGCUGCUGUGGUGCGGGCACCCGGUAUAUACUUCGGGGGAGGAAUGAUGACGAUGUGAAGGAUAUUGAGGAUAUUGAUGUUAGCAAGCUGGUAGGGUUUAUCGAGGCCUGUCAGACAUACGACGGUGGAGUCGGAGAAGGACCCUUUUGCGAAUCGCAUUCGGGCCAUACAUACUGUGCCAUCGGCGCGCUCACUUUCCUGGGUCGCAUUUCCCCAGACAAGCCCACAGCUGCGCUUCUUUCACCAGAGACACCGGAGUUCAAUCUGCUUCUGAGGUGGCUAGUAGCAAGACAGACGGCCGAGCUAGGCGAAGUUGCGUCCGACGAAGAGGAAGAUGCCACCGAAGAACCUAGCCCUCCAAAACCAGUCGAAGGGCUUAGUCCAAGCGAGGCAAUCGACCAGCUCCCUACAAUCUCCCCACCAACAGCGGAAUCCUUACACUGGGCGGGUUUCAACGGACGCGCAAACAAGUUCGCUGAUACAUGCUAUUCUUUUUGGAAUGGCGCAACACUAGUCAUGUUGAAUAGAUUACCCCUCAUAGACGCCCCCCGGAACCGACGCUACCUCCUCGAAAAGACCCAACACAUAGUGGGAGGGUUCGGGAAGGCCGUCGGAGAACCACCUGAUCUACUCCACUCCUACUUUGGACUCGUUUCGCUCGCUUUCCAGGGAGAAGACGGCCUCGAUGGCGUCGAUCCCGCCCUGUGUUUGAGUCAUCGGGCUGCUGGGCAUUUGCAUUCUCUUCCCUGGUGGAAGGAGAGAGGCUGA